UUCUCUGGCCUAACAUUUUCAACUUUCAAAUCUGUAGCCAAGUUUUAGGCAAAGACACUUAGAUGGCGACUAUGGCUGAGGAGCAACGUGUGCCAGUUCCAGGUGAUAGCAAGGACAGAAAAUGUGACGAUUUUACCGCACUUUAUUCCAUGGAUACCCCAUCAUCUGCAGCACGGACACUUACAGACCACAACGAUUCCUUCAGAUGUGGUCCAGAGGGUGCGUUUAAAAAAUUGAAACCAGACGGGGCAGCCGGCGGCGGCAUUACCAGCACCACGAAUUCACAUCACCCAGCCACCUGUCCCACCCCAGCUAGGCGGCGACAUCGGACCACCUUCACCCAAGAACAGCUACAGGAACUCGAAGCGGCAUUCGCAAAAAGUCACUAUCCAGAUAUAUAUUGCAGGGAAGAACUUGCCCGGGUUACAAAAUUAAAUGAAGCCAGAAUACAGGUCUGGUUCCAAAACCGCCGUGCCAAAUACCGAAAACAAGAAAAACAGUUAGCCAAGUCCUUGUCGCCAGUCAUUCCGACUUGUAACGGAAUGAUGAGAAACAUCUACCCCACCUCCUCCCGAGGUUACCCCUACCCAACGCACACCAACGUCAGCAACAUGAAUAUGAGCAGAUACCCCCAGAUGAACACCACCUAUCCACCGGUGGCACAGUUCUCCAGCAUGGGCAGUAUGGGAGGCACCAACAUGCACGGGAUGCCUAGACAAGUACAACAGAUUUCCAUGCCAACAGAAUACAACUUGGAUACACACGAAGACGACUGGUACAAUAAAAGUCUGCGGGCUCUCAGUAUGAACAACACCCAUCCAGGCCUUUCGAACCCAGUGUUACAAUACCAGACAUAAGCACCUCAAAUUUAUAAACUAUCGGUUUUAUACAACAUUUCAUCGAUCAUGAGUAUGGAAAGUUGACGACGGUAUACUCUUAAGCCAAAGGUUUUCGAGAUUUUUGAAAAACAUUUUAGGGCCAUUUUGCACUAAUGAGCAUGCCAUGGAGGUUUUCUUGGCAAUGAAAAACCAUUCGAGGCGCUUAUUUCUGUUGGCUAAAAUCACCUGAAAGCUUUUUCAAAAGCUCAGACACUCAAAAAAUUGAGAGUGUGCCGUACACACACACAUUCGGGAGGCGUUUCACGCGAAAAAAGGCAUCUGAUCUAUCACCGACACCAUGGCCAAAGAACUCUCCCAAAUGUGCCUUUGCUUGUGAGGACCAAUACAAGCUCGGACUGUGUUGAGGGAGAUUAAGGAAGUGACGUUGAUGACUGUGCAAUAUUCGUGUCCGGGAUUCGUGUCCGGCCAUGUCUAGGCUGGAAGGACUGUUACUCGGCUCAAAUUAAAAAAGAAAAACUAACCUUCGUCAGAGUGGGGAAACUUCGACAGAUUCAGAUUCGUCGUACUAUAAGUACCAACUCUGCAAGAUGCCGCUGACCGAUGACUCACCCAACACUGGUUACGACCACAAGUUCUUGGUUUGUGCAAGAGCGGGUCGAGGACCACCACACCGCAGAACGACGUACAUGUACGACCAUUAAAGGUCAAUCGUCAUACGGUACGUGCUUUCAUCGUUUUUCAGCGUACGGCAGCGUCCUGCUCUGGUUAACGACCCAGGGAGUCCUUCACAUGCAGCACCAUUUGAUGUGCAAUAAUAUUUGCUAUUUUGUCGCGGGUAUUUUGUGCAAUAAUUGAAAACAUGUUGAAACAGAAUAUUGCCAUUAGAAGCAGAAUUCAUUUCAUGUUAUUGUUAUUUCAAGUCUCUCAAACAAAGUGUAUGUAGGACUAUAUUGCGGGUUUCAUUUCUAGUGGAAGUUCGUUGUAGAUAUUAACUAAAGGUAUAUACCCCAGACUCGAAAAAUACUCAAGAAAUUGCGUGAUCUUUUACUGGUAAAAUCUGAGCAACAAAAUCAAAAUUCAUCUGUCGAUUCAAUGAGGCUAUUCUAAAGUUUUCCAAAAGUUAAGUACCGGUGUAAAAGUUAGAAAUGUAGGCUACUAAGAAUGGAAAGAAAUCUAUCCUAUUAUACCAUAAUCCGGCAAAAUCCAAAAUGGCCGGACAUUUUCGACCGCUACACCGGUAUUUGAGGGGGCAGAAAAAGAGAAUAUUAGUAUUGCAAAAGCUGAUUGAUUGGGAAGAGCCUUGGCUGGUUGACAGUAACAAGGCCAUUACAGCAGUAAUCGAUCGCUUGUAUCAUUUAUUUAUUUAUUUAAGUUGAUGUAAAUAUCUGUAAUAAGUAAUUUAAAAUUCGUCUUGAAUAUCUGUAAACUGUGCUGUCAGUAAACUUUGUAUUUGUAUGGUCACGUGACUUAGAUUUGUACGAGAAUGUCUGCAGAUAGUUAUUUUGUCCUGCAAGAUCGAUUCAGAUCAAGAAAGCAUUAUGGUCAAUAUCGGCCAUGUAUCCCUUACUGAGUGCAAUGUUCAUGUCUAUAGCACGUUUUGUAUACCUGCACGUAACCUGGCCGCCAUCAUCUUGCCUUUUGCAUGGAGGCUUGGUCUGGGUAAGGAUCGCGUGUGAAUUUUCUGUUCAGACGUGCAUGCAGUCGUGUUAAAUCAUGUUAAAGAGGGACAUUACAUUUUGUAGUAUUGGCUCUAUUUAGUAAAAAGUCAUAAUUUUAUUUCAAAGAAUCAAGCUCUUUUUAUUAAAUUGCCCAAAGCAAACCCCGGCCAUUGUAUCUUUUAAGGUAAAACUACAUGCAGAUACCUUUCUCCACCGAGAGCAACUAAAUUAUUUUUUUUGGCCUCUGGUCAGUGGUGGCUUUGAAUCCAACGGAUCUGUUGGGCAGUAUCGGCUAACAAUUUCGAAAAGUGAACCAAUAACCUGAUGGAAAUUCAGGCUCAGAGCAAUUCUGAACUAGUCAAUAUUAUUUUGUAAAUAAAUCGUGUGCCACUUAAUACGAAAAAUAUAUAAGGAAUUUAUAAUGAAAGAA
This is a messenger RNA of Lineus longissimus, 2927 nucleotides long. RefSeq names its product homeobox protein unc-42-like. The record is from RefSeq and is a predicted model, not a curated record. The transcript has 6 exons. Gene Ontology annotation, biological process: regulation of transcription by RNA polymerase II. NCBI's taxonomy places the organism in Eukaryota, Metazoa, Nemertea, Pilidiophora, Heteronemertea, Lineidae. Gene Ontology annotation, molecular function: RNA polymerase II transcription regulatory region sequence-specific DNA binding; DNA-binding transcription factor activity, RNA polymerase II-specific. Bases 63 to 857 code for a protein of 264 amino acids.